Molecule: messenger RNA, 3141 nt
Organism: Mya arenaria
Lineage: Eukaryota; Metazoa; Mollusca; Bivalvia; Myida; Myidae
Exons: 2
Coding region: 435-2150 (571 amino acids)
Source: RefSeq, a predicted model, not a curated record
CAAACGUUGAGGGUUUAAUUUGAACUUGGGAUAUUUGGAUAUUCAAGAUUUGUUUAUUUUGUGCAAAUAUUGCAAAGAAGUAACAAGGACACCGUUGAUAUAGCGGAUUUAUGUGGACGGUUAUGUGAAGUUUGUGAUAAGAAAGAAACAAGUACAGAAUAAAUUGAAAUCAAGGGAAUCUUAACUGAUCUGCGAUGAAUGGCUGACAUUCAUUUACAAGGAUAUGAUUGUGUUAAACAGUUUUUGAACAGAGAUAUGAGAUAUUUUACUGAAGCUAUAUGAUAUCUGUAAACACAGUCUUGAUCGUUUGGUUUUUGUCUCCUGACGCCAAAAAGUGCUGGCAAUGUUUGUAGAACGUGCGUUUUAGGAUUAAUUCACGACUUAUCAGAGCUCAUAUGACCUUCCUCAGACGGUUCCCAUCCCUCUAGCCUAAAAUGACAGGAAGCGAGGGAGGCCUCACCAAAAUGUUCCGGUGGUUAAAGGACCGGAAAAAAGGCGGCAAAGCAUCGCCUCACCGGAAAGGGCGGCCGGAAGACGAUUAUGGCUUCCGGAAGAAGCAAAUCAUCCUGCAAGAGACUGAGAACGGCCACAGUGUAAUCAUUAAAGACGACGAAAAGACGCUCGUCUACCCACAAAGCUUUGGGAGGUUUCACUUCCGGGCACGCAUGCCAACUCCAGUCCAAAACUUUAGAGAAACUUCUAAUCACAUAUAUGAUGAAAUUCCGGAACGAUAUGUUCGAAGUAAGAUUGAGUUUGACACUGAUAUCAGCAGAGAAGCUGAUUUGAUUAGAGAUACGAGACCGGCUAAAGAUUCAAGGGUGGAUUUUAGUAAUGCAAUAGAAGUUGGGCCAUAUUUGAUAGUGCCUCUUGUCAAUUCACAAACUUCAAAACCGUGUGGGGAUGUGGAAAUAUUCAAACGUGAUUGUGAUGAAAAGAACAUGUCAGAAAAGUGUGAUAAAGUUGAAACAAAAUGUACUUGUAAAAAUCCAAACUGUUUACAGUGUAGUCCUGUUUCAACUUGGAUAUCUUCUGCAAACGCUGAAAGUGCCAAAGCACCACCCGUUGUUCUUACGCGGUGUGAAAGUAGUUCAUUAAGGGGGCUUAAACAUGCUACCGAACAGAUCGAUGAUCAAAACAACAGUUCAAAUUUGUGUUCAUUUUCCAAAGGUGCUCAAACUAACUGUGCUUUUCGUAUUUUUGCCGACUCGCCUGGUGCUGACAGUAAUUCGCGAACUUUGACGGGAACGCCUGACAGCAACUCACGGACGUUGACGGGAUCCCCCGAUUUUACACAAACGCCCGAUUCGUUGUCGGAGAGAUCCGACGAUUGUGCAAUAAAAGAAGAAAAAGUUGUUAAAUAUAAAAAACGUACCACCAAACGUAAGUCCAAAACUGUCAAACAUAAAGACCAUGCGGACGGAAACGAAACCGGAUACGAAUAUGAUCUCAGUACUUCCGGUGACAGUGAACGUUCGCGGGUCAGUGAACACGAGGAUUAUAAAUUGUAUUUAUCAAAAAUCGAGUCAAAUCUACAACUCAAACAUGAUGUUCGAAAACUGGUGCAAGAUGUGGAAACUGUUACUAUAGAUACUGAUGAGAAUGUCGCCGACAGUGGCGAUUUAGCGUCCAUGACGUAUGUUUCUAGUCUUUCGGAAUAUUCCACAGCAGCGAGUCAAGUUAGUGACAUUUCCGCCGACAAGUCAUGUUCCGACGACAGCGGCGGGUUUUAUGAGUGCAUGGAGGAUACUUCCGGUACCAAAAAUGCAAAAACUAACAGUAAAAUGGAGCAUCGUGUAAGUCUGGAACGCUCCGUUUCCGCUCCUGACGGCAGAUCAAAGAAAAAGACUUCAAGAAAACAUAAAGACAAAACUGAUAAGCCCAGCAAAACGCCAGGUCAGCGAAGCAAAUCGUUUGACUGUCGCGUGUACAAAGCCCUUACGGACGAGGAAAGAGAACUGUAUAAAUUCCCUUCCGCCGGAAACUCUUCCAGUUCCCUGCCAUCACGCACGGGGCGGGGCAAGCCGGCACCUUUAGCCCCUCAACCAACCCCUGUGUACAUGGAACCGUAUAGAGGCAAAUCGCGUAGUCAUAAUAGACUCUUAGGGGACCUUAUUCGAAUGAACUAUGAUAAACAGCUGUUCUUUCAUUGAAAAGAUCACUUACUUCCGUAAUUAUACUCGCUUGUUAUAAUAUUUAUGAGGUAUUCAAUACCCGAGUUGCUUAUUUCGUCAGUUGUUUAUUUUUUUUUAACACUGUUAAAAGUGUUCUGUUCGAAGUUUCAAAGCUCGGUUUAAGAAUAAAAUUUUGUCUUACAUUAAAAAAGUAUGCCUUUAAACCGUUUGCACUAGCCGUACUGUGAUUGUAACACAUACAUUUCAUGUAAAGUAGACUGCAUCUAUUAUUUUAUGACUUAAAAACUUAUUACUUAACGCCCUUAGAAACUUUGGAUUUUUUUUCAACACGCAGUAAACUUUCAGCUAAAACAAAAGUAUUUCUUAUUCAUUUGAUGAACAUUUCGGUGCUUAAAUGGUUAACUUUGCUAUGAUUGUUUCGUUUUCGAAAUCCAGAACUUCAGAAGGUAAUCACGGUCUUUAUUGCAAAUUGUUUUUACUGGCAAUUAAAGGAUUUCAUCUUAGCCGUUUAGUUCACAUACAGAGUUUCACGGCUGAACGGUUCCGACUUAGGUAAAUAAGAUGGUAGAUAUACUACUUCUUUGCCCAGCAUUUUAAACGAAGACUGAUCACUUUCAUUGUUUGAUUUUUGAACAGCAUAGAAAACGUUUAUCAUUUAUUAUCUUACAAUGUUAGUGAUAAUAUUUUUAAGAUACAUUUGCAUUCUUGAAGGACAAAUACUUGAUAUGAACGGAAAACAAAACUGUAGUGGCAUCACAUGACAAACCACCCAUCAGUAACUGACGGUACAUGUUGUGUGAAAAAACCCUGUAAAUCUUACACUUCUUAGAAAGUAACUUUAAACCACAAAGUGGAUGAACUAGUUACUGGUAUAUAGAUUUUUCAUAGUGCAAUCCUUUAUAUGUACUUCAAUGGUAAAACAUGCUUAUUUCGUUCACGUUUAAUGGCUGUUUUAUGUCUUUCAUAUAUUUCAUAAUGUUGCUACUUGCAAAAGUAAAAUAAACUUCAA